AUGCGGAGGCAAUAUGGAAUAAACUAUUUUGAAGCUUGUAGGUUAAUGGAAAUUUGCAUUAGGCUUGUAUUACUGAUCCAUGCUGCUGCAACAAUCUUGGACAGAAAUAAUUUGAUCAAGUAUGAUCGCAAAAGUGGCUAUUUCCAAGUUACAGACUUAGGUCGGGUUGCUAGUUACUACUAUAUUACUCAUGGGACCAUUUCUACAUACAAUGAGCAUUUGAAGCCAACAAUGGGUGAUAUCGAACUCUGUCGGUUGUUCUCCCUCAGUGAAGAAUUCAAAUAUGUGUCAGUGAGACAAGAUGAGAAGAUGGAAUUGGCGAAGCUCUUGGAUCGUGUACCCAUUCCCAUAAAGGAAAGCUUGGAAGAGCCUAGUGCCAAGAUUAAUGUCCUACUUCAGGCAUAUAUUUCACGACUUAAGCUUGAGGGGCUUUCACUGACAUCAGACAUGGUGUUCAUUACCCAGAGUGCUGGUCGUCUUAUGCGAGCUCUUUUCGAGAUUGUGGUUAAACGAGGAUGGGCGCAAUUAGCUGAGAAGGCUUUGAAUUUGUGCAAAAUGGUCAACAAAAGAAUUUGGAGCGUCCAGACACCCCUCCGCCAAUUCAAUGGAAUUCCAAAUGAGAUCUUGAUGAAACUGGAGAAGAAAGAUUUGGCCUGGGAGAGGUUCUAUGAUCUUUCUGCGCAGGAAAUUGGAGAGCUCAUACGCUACCCUAAGAUGGGGAGACCACUUCACAAAUUCAUUCACCAGUUUCCAAAGCUUAACCUGGCUGCACAUGUUCUACCUAUCACUCGUUCUGUGUUGAGAGUUGAACUCACUGUAACUCCAGAUUUUCAGUGGGAGGACAAAGUACAUGGGUAUGUUGAACCAUUUUGGGUUAUUGUUGAGGACAAUGAUGGGGAAUACAUUCUUCAUCAUGAAUAUUUCAUGCUUAAGAAGCAGUAUAUUGAUGAGGACCACACUUUAAGUUUCACAGUGCCAAUCUAUGAACCAUUACCGCCUCAAUACUUCAUUCGUGUUGUGUCAGAUAGGUGGCUCGGGUCGCAGUCUGUCUUACCUGUUUCUUUCAGACACCUGAUCUUACCAGAAAAGUAUCCUCCACCUACUGAAUUGUUGGACUUGCAACCAUUGCCUGUGACGGCACUGAGAAAUCCCUCAUAUGAAGCUCUCUAUCAAGAAUUCAAGCAUUUUAAUCCUAUCCAAACGCAGGUUUUCACUGUGUUGUACAAUACAGAUGACAAUGUCUUGGUUGCAGCUCCAACUGGAAGUGGCAAGACCAUCUGUGCAGAGUUCGCCCUUUUGAGGAAUCAUCAGAAAGGACCUGAGUCUGUCAUGCGUGCAGUUUAUAUUGCUCCUAUUGAGGCUCUUGCCAAAGAACGAUAUCGUGAUUGGGAACGGAAGUUUGGAAAGGGCCUAGGGAUGAGGGUUGUUGAAUUGACAGGAGAAACUACAACAGACCUGAAACUUCUUGAGAAAGGGCAAAUAAUUAUCAGUACCCCUGAGAAAUGGGAUGCUUUGUCCCGCCGCUGGAAACAGCGCAAACAUGUUCAGCAAGUGACCCUUUUUAUAAUUGAUGAGAUUCACUUAAUUGGCGGUCAAGGGGGUCCUGUCUUGGAAGUUAUAGUAUCUCGGAUGAGAUACAUUGCAAGUCAGGGUGAGAACAAGAUAAGGAUAGUGGCGCUUUCAGCUUCUCUUGCAAAUGCCAAAGACCUUGGGGAAUGGAUAGGUGCAACCUCUCAUGGCCUUUUCAAUUUUCAUCCGAGUGUUCGUCCUGUGCCUCUGGAGAUACAUAUUCAAGGUGUGGAUAUAGCUAAUUUUGAAGCGAGGAUGCAAUCAAUGUCGAAGCCAACAUACACUGCUAUUGUCCAACAUGCAAAGAAUGGAAAACCUGCUCUGGUGUUUGUUCCAACCAGGAAGCAUGCUCGGCUUACUGCAGUUGAUCUGAUGACUUACUCGGGUGUAGACAGUGGGGAGAAGCCGGAAUUUCUGCUUAGAUCAGUAGAAGAUUUGGAACCUUUAAUUUCAAAGGUGAGUGAGCCCAUGCUUAGUGCUACUCUUCGUCAUGGUGUGGGCUACUUGCAUGAAGGUCUUACCAGCAUGGACCAGGAAGUAGUGUCACAUUUAUUUGAGGCUGGGUGGAUUCAGGUCUGUGUUGCUAGCAGCUCAAUGUGCUGGGGGAUGCCAUUAUCAGCUCACUUGGUUGUGGUUAUGGGAACGCAAUAUUAUGAUGGAAGGGAAAAUGCUCACACAGACUACCCAGUUACUGAUCUGUUGCAGAUGAUGGGUCACGCCAGUAGACCUCUUCUAGAUAAUUCUGGUAAAUGUGUCAUUCUCUGUCAUGCGCCUCGGAAAGAAUACUAUAAGAAGUUCUUGUAUGAGGCAUUGCCGGUAGAAAGUCAUCUGCAGCAUUACUUGCAUGACAACCUGAAUGCAGAAAUAGUUGUUGGAGUAAUUGAGAACAAACAAGAUGCUGUGGAUUACCUGACAUGGACAUUCAUGUACCGGAGGCUCACUCAAAAUCCUAACUACUACAACCUCCAGGGAGUAAGCCACAGGCAUCUCUCUGAUCAUCUCUCAGAGCUUGUGGAGAACACAUUGAGUGACUUGGAAGCAAGCAAGUGUGUUGCUAUAGAGGAUGAUAUGGACCUUUCUCCUCUGAACCUCGGCAUGAUAGCAUCAUACUACUACAUCAGCUACACUACUAUAGAGCGUUUCAGUUCAUCGUUAACUUCCAAAACAAAGAUGAAAGGCUUGCUUGAGAUUCUGGCUUCUGCUUCUGAAUAUGCAGAGCUUCCAAUACGACCUGGGGAGGAAGAAUUGAUAAGAAAAUUGAUUAACCACCAGAGGUUUGCAUUUGAGAAUCCCAAAUGUACAGAUCCACAUGUAAAGGCAAACGCAUUGCUACAGGCUUACUUCUCAAGGCACACAGUAGUUGGUAACUUGGCUUCUGACCAGCGAGAAGUACUCCUUUCUGCUAGUAGGUUGCUUCAAGCUAUGGUAGAUGUAAUAUCCAGCAAUGGGUGGCUUAGCCUGGCUCUUCUUGCCAUGGAAGUGAGUCAGAUGGUUACACAGGGCAUAUGGGAGCGUGAUUCUAUGCUUCUACAGCUUCCUCACUUCACAAAAGAGCUGGCAAAGAAAUGCCAAGAGAACCCAGGAAAGAGUAUAGAAACGGUGUUUGAUUUGGUGGAGAUGGAGGAUGAUGAGCGGCAAGAGUUGCUGCUGAUGACAGAUUCACAGUUGCUGGACAUUGCUCGCUUCUGCAACCGUUUCCCCAACAUAGAUAUGACAUAUGAGGUGUUGGAGAGUGACAACAUAAGAGCCGGGGAUGAUGUUACCUUGCAAGUCACCCUUGAACGGGAUCUUGAAGGGAGGUCCGAGGUGGGACCUGUUUAUGCUCCCAGGUAUCCCAAAGCCAAAGAAGAAGGAUGGUGGCUUGUGGUAGGUGAUAGCAAAACUAACCAGUUGCUUGCCAUCAAGAGGGUUGCCCUGCAGCGUAAGUCGAAAGUCAAGCUCGAGUUCGUUGCUCCUGCGGAAGCUGGAGAGAAGUCGUAUACUCUUUAUUAUAUGUGUGAUUCAUAUAUGGGUUGUGACCAGGAGUAUGAAUUUAGUCUUGAUGUCAGAGAAGCAGGUGCUGGUGAUGACAGUGGGAGGGAAUGAAAACAUUAUACAGAAUAUCUGUCCAUACUGAAUGUUUUACUAUUAUGUAUGCAUAUGAAUCUUUAACUACUCUCCUCGUACAUGCCUCGAGAAAAAAUAUGUCCUUGACUAUUUUAUCAAUCACAUGUUCUGCGUGAUAUCUUCGACUGGGGGCAACUUUCUUCCUGGUAAUAUUUGAAUGCUGUUACCUUAUCAAUCGCAUGUCAUGUUUUGUUUUCCA
This is a messenger RNA of Macadamia integrifolia, 3874 nucleotides long. Its product is annotated as DExH-box ATP-dependent RNA helicase DExH12-like. The transcript is spliced from 3 exons. Gene Ontology annotation, molecular function: RNA binding; ATP binding; RNA helicase activity. The record is from RefSeq and is a predicted model, not a curated record. Gene Ontology annotation, biological process: spliceosome conformational change to release U4 (or U4atac) and U1 (or U11). Bases 1 to 3654 code for a protein of 1217 amino acids. Gene Ontology annotation, cellular component: spliceosomal complex. NCBI's taxonomy places the organism in Eukaryota, Viridiplantae, Streptophyta, Magnoliopsida, Proteales, Proteaceae.